AUGAAAGAAUCCGAGUCGAUCGUAGAUUAUAUUUCAAGGGUGUUGGCCAUAGUAAAUCAAAUGAAGAGAUAUGAAGAAAGAUUGGAGGAUAUUCGAGUUACUGAAAAGAUCUUUCGUUCCUUGCAACAAAGAUUUGACUAUAUCGUUGUCACUAUUGAAGAGUCAAAAGAUUUAGAAACCAUGAGUAUUGAUCAACUCAUGAGAUCUCUUCAAGCCCAUGAAGAAAGGCUCAACAAGAAGAAAGAAGAGCCAUUGGAACAGGUUCUAGCUUCAAAGAUUUGUUUCAAAGAUAAAGAAGAAGAAGAAAUGAGUCAAAGAGGACAAGGACGUGGACGUGGACGAGGCCGUGACUGUGGUAGAGGAAGAGGAAGAGGUGGACGUAAUAGUUUCAAUUACGAAGAGAGAGGUCAAGCAUCAAGAGGACGAGGAAGAGGAAAUAACUUGAAGCAAUAUGGAAAAAGGUAUGAUAAAUCUCAAGUUAAAUGUUAUAAUUACCAAAAAUAUGGUCAUUAUACUUGGGAGUGUAGAAGCCACACUAACAAUGUUGAAGAGAAAGUUAAUUAUGUUGAAAAUGAGGAAGCACAACCCAUUUUGUUGCUAGCUUAUAAAAGAGAAGAAAGAGAAGAGAAGAACUUGUGGUAUCUUGGUAAUGCGGCAAUCGAUCAUAUGUGUGGAAACAAAAACAAGUUUGUGGAACUUGAUGAAUCGGUGAGCGGGAAUGUUACUUUUGGAGAUUUGUCUAAAGUUCCAAUAAAAGGGAAAGGUUUUGAAGAAGCGGAGAAAGAUGAAAAAUUGAGAAAUGCCAUGGAUGAGGAAAUCAAAGCAAUUGAAAAGAACAACACAUGUGAGUUGACGACUAUUCCAAAAGAGCAAAAACCAUUAGAGUGA
Alnus glutinosa is the source of this 888-nucleotide messenger RNA. RefSeq lists its product as uncharacterized. The record is from RefSeq and is a predicted model, not a curated record. Lineage: Eukaryota; Viridiplantae; Streptophyta; Magnoliopsida; Fagales; Betulaceae. Gene Ontology annotation, molecular function: zinc ion binding; nucleic acid binding. The transcript is spliced from 2 exons. The coding region runs from base 1 to 888 and encodes 295 amino acids.